CUCUGUGUAUAAUCUUUUCACAUAUCUUUGCAUAUGAUUAUCCAUUUGUUUCCUCUAAAUGACAUAUAAUUUUGGAAAAAUUACUGUUAUUUAAUUUAAUUACCAACCAACUAUUGAUUCAGUAGCUUCGAAAUAACAUAUUCCCGAAAAAUCCUUGAAUAUCCAUAAAAGCCUCUAUUGGAUAAUCUACUAUGCCAACUACUCAUCAUUUGCCCGAAAUGAAAGAAUUUUGGAUCAAAUUUGAACUACCGUUCCUCAUAUUGAGUAUCUUAUGUGGAAAACAAUCAAUUGCUCUCGAAAUUCCAAAUUUUAUCCUCAAUAAUGGUAGAAGAAUACCAUCUAUUGGAUUUGGAACUUGGAUGGCAAAAGAUCAAGAUUUGGAAAUAGCUCUUGAUGAGGCCCUAGAGGCCGGUUAUAGAUAUAUUGAUACAGCCUAUCUCUACGAAAACGAGAAAGUAAUUGGAAAAGUUUUAAAACGUUGGAUUGCAGAGAAAAAACUGAAAAGGGAGGAUCUUUUUAUAUUAUCCAAGCUGCCACCUAGCGGUAAUCGACCAGAAGGAGUUUCGAAAUAUUUGAAAAAAUCAUUGGAAAACCUCCAACUUGACUACCUCGACAUGUACCUGAUUCAUGUUCCAUUUGCUUUCAAGGAAGAUGGCAAUAAUUUGUACCCUUUAGCACCUGACAAUCGCAGUAUAGAUAUGGAUUCUACUACGGAUUUAAGGGCUAUUUGGCAGGAAAUGGAACAACAAGUUAAUGCUGGUUUGACUAAAUCCAUCGGAUUAUCGAAUUUUAACGUAACACAAAUAGAAAGGGUUUUGAAGAACAGCUGGAUUAAACCUAGUGCACUUCAAAUCGAACUGAAUCUAUAUUUACAACAAAAAAAACUUGUCGAAUUCUGUAAAGAGAAUAAUAUACUCGUUAUUGCAUAUUCUCCUUUGGGUUCCCCAGGACUUCGCAAAUUUUAUGAACAGUUCAAAGAGAAAAUUGACCUACCAGAUCUUUUAGGGGAUCGCACUGUCAAAGCGAUUGCUGACAAAUAUUCUAAGAAAACUUCUCAAAUUAUACUACGUUUCUAUAUCCAGAGUGGUAUAGUUCCAAUUCCAAAAAGCAUCAACCCCUCUAGGAUCAGAAUGAACCUGGAUAUUUUUGACUUUCAGCUAGAUGAUCAAGAUAUGGGAGAACUCAAAUCCUUAGAUAAGAACAGAAGAAUACUGCACUUCUCUGAUUUAUUCAAAGGCAUACAAAACCAUCCUGAGUAUCCCUUCAAGGAACAAUGAGUAGAUUGUAUUCGAAGUUGUUCAUUCUGAAUAUAAUAUAAUAGAUACUUUGAA
Coccinella septempunctata (seven-spotted ladybird) is the source of this 1331-nucleotide messenger RNA. Its product is annotated as aldo-keto reductase family 1 member B1-like. The record is from RefSeq and is a predicted model, not a curated record. Gene Ontology annotation, molecular function: aldose reductase (NADPH) activity. The coding region runs from base 192 to 1277 and encodes 361 amino acids. The transcript has 7 exons. Gene Ontology annotation, cellular component: cytosol. NCBI's taxonomy places the organism in Eukaryota, Metazoa, Arthropoda, Insecta, Coleoptera, Coccinellidae.